AUGAUUAUAGGCUGCUUAAUCGCCAUGACAUGCACUCACAAGAAUAAUGGAGAGACUAUAGUGAUUCUUGGUUCACAUUUAUGGGAAGACGAAGAUCGGGUACCACAGGUAGAAGAAGCUGUACCCGUCGAAUUAGAGCUUCGUGAUGCAACUAUUUUUGUUGGAAAUUUAUAUCAUGCUGGAGGAUCUAAUACAACUCUUGAUGAGUGGCGCGAAACAGCAGGUAUAUUCAUGGCUAAGGAAUUGUAUGGUCAAGCUGAAAAUGAAUACCUGAUGGUACCAUCUGCACGAUGCAAAAAACUUCAGUUGAGUCUAGUGGAAUUACGUGUACUUGGUUAUGGACUCUCGCCACCAGCUUGCGGAUUCGUCAAAUACAAAGAUCCCAUGGAAUCUGUUUUCAGAAUAAUAGAUGAUGAAACGGUGCCGAUAUAG
Rotaria sp. Silwood2 is the source of this 432-nucleotide messenger RNA. The record is from the annotation of a GenBank genome assembly. NCBI's taxonomy places the organism in Eukaryota, Metazoa, Rotifera, Eurotatoria, Philodinida, Philodinidae.